Messenger RNA from Adelges cooleyi (spruce gall adelgid), 912 nucleotides. RefSeq names its product sugar transporter SWEET1-like. The transcript has 6 exons. Gene Ontology annotation, molecular function: sugar transmembrane transporter activity. Gene Ontology annotation, biological process: carbohydrate transport. Lineage: Eukaryota; Metazoa; Arthropoda; Insecta; Hemiptera; Adelgidae. The record is from RefSeq and is a predicted model, not a curated record. Gene Ontology annotation, cellular component: membrane. The coding region runs from base 226 to 882 and encodes 218 amino acids.
CUAAAUAUUAUUUUAAAAAAAAUUAACAACUACGAUUAUUAGUCUUAAGAUAUUAUAUACACUUAUUGCAUAACAUGACGAACGACUCAUCAUAUAACGACAGUGACGAGUAGCCACUUGAUGGCCUAGCAGUAUUAUGUUCAUUUGAAUCUGUGGUGUGAUAAUAAACAAUAAGUGUUUUAGUGUGUGUACUAAACAAGUUUUUGUUAAUUAAACUCAUAAAUUAUGUAUGAUAUUUAUGUAAAAUCAGUUUCUUUUACGGCGGGAUGUGCAUCCACAAUGUUAAUAUUAACUCCUUUAUUAGUGUGUAAAGAUAUUGUAAGAAAAAAGUCGUCCGAUCAUGUCAACUUAUCCUCAUUUACCGGAGCUCUUUUUAGGAGUUCAUUGUUUGUUCGACAAGGUUAUUUACUCAAUUUAUACACUAUAAUGUUUGUUCACGGAAUGGGUUUAGUAUUUAAUAUGUUUUAUUUGAUGGUUUACUUAUAUUACUCAACAGAUAAGAACAAAGUCAUGAAGAAAACACUAAAGUUAGCAGUAAUAAGUUCGAUUUUAUUAUUAUAUUCUGUGGUUGAAUCGAAAGACGUAGUCACAGUACGUUACUCAGCCAUUGUAACUGUUAUCCAUUUGUUAAUUAUAGGUUGGCCACUGUUAUCUCUACGAGAAACCAUCAAAACAAAACGAUGGUCUGGACAUCCGAAGCCGAUAUUAAUCAAUACUAUGGUUGUCUGUCUUUUAUGGCUUUUGUACAGUAUCAACGUCAAAAAUAAUAUUAUGUUUAUGCAAUGUUUUGUUGGUUUCACUCUAAGUUUGAUUCAACUGAAAUUGUUAUUUAUCUAUCCUAUAGAAAAUAAUGCACAUCAUAAGAGUGAAAAGGAUAAAUAAAUAACUGGUCAAUUUUAAAUUUGUACAAUU